This is a messenger RNA of Xiphias gladius (swordfish), 4182 nucleotides long. RefSeq names its product inverted formin-2-like. The record is from RefSeq and is a predicted model, not a curated record. Gene Ontology annotation, biological process: actin cytoskeleton organization. Bases 191 to 3508 code for a protein of 1105 amino acids. The transcript is spliced from 24 exons. NCBI's taxonomy places the organism in Eukaryota, Metazoa, Chordata, Actinopteri, Istiophoriformes, Xiphiidae. Gene Ontology annotation, molecular function: small GTPase binding; actin binding.
AUCUGUACGAAAAGUCAGGUCUUACCGCUAGAGGCGACCGCUGAGAUUUACUACCCGGACUCAAACGCACGGCGACGGUGCCUCUGGGUUGGUUUUCUCCACAACAAGACCAGAUACCGAGUCAGGUCUGGCGUCUCCCUUCACCGGUGACUGAACACGGACUUGUGAAGAGGAUAAACUUCUUGUCGUCAUGGCAGCCAAAACCAAAUGGGGGGCGGUUAAGGACUCUGUGACCGGAAGCCCCACCCACAGCCCGGACGCCACGCUGGAGGCGAAUCUGGAGAACGCCGACCCCGAACUGUGCAUCCGACUGCUGCAGGUUCCCACGGUGGUGAACUACUCUGGCUUGCGGCGGCGGUUGGAGGCCAGCGAUCAGUCCUGGAUGGUGCAGUUCCUGGAGCUGCGAGGUCUGGACCUGCUGAUGGAGGCGUUGGAGCGUCUGUCCGGUCGCGGCUGCGCUCGCAUCGCAAACGCUCUGCUGCAGAUGACCUGCGUCGCCUGCAUCCGAGCCGUCAUGAACUCGUCUGCAGGACUGCACUUCAUCCUGGACAACGAGGGCUACGUCAGGACCCUGACCCAGGCGCUGGACACGUCCAACGUCAUGGUGAAGAUGCAGGUGUUCGAGCUGUUGGCGGCUCUGGCUCUGUUUGAGUCUCGGGGACACCACCUGGCUCUGGAUGCCUUCGACAACUACAAGAGUCUGAAGAAGCAGCAGUAUCGCUUCAGUGUGAUCAUGAACGAGCUUCAUGGCACCGAUAACGUCACGUACAUGGUGACGCUGAUGAGCGUUGUCAACGUACUCGUGUUGGGACAAGAGGACCUGAGGAAGAGGGACCGACUGCGACAGGAGUUCAUCGGACUGCAGCUGCUGGACCUGCUGCCCAGACUGAGGGAGACGGAGGACGAGGACCUGAAUAUCCAGUGUGAUGCGUUUGAGGAUUCUCUGACGUUGGACAAGGAGGAAAUGGAGAAGCUGUACGGAGGGAUUGACAUGAGCAGCCAUCAGCAGCUCUUCACCUCCCUCUUCACCAAGGUGUCCAGCAGUCCAUCCUCUGUCCAGCUGCUGUCCAUCCUUCAGGCCUUGUUAUUCGUGGAUCCGGACAGAGCUGCGGUCUGGUUGGCUCUGGAACGGCUGGUCGAUCGAGCCGCUCUGCUGGCCCAGGACCCUGAUUUGGAUUCUGUCGACUGUCUCCUGGAGAGGCUCCUCCCACAAAAGUCUCUCUUAGCCAAUCACAGGAUCCGAACCAUCGACAGGGCUGUACAGACUCGACUACCAGACGGUCCCGUUGGCCAAUCAGAGACGCUUAUGAAAGAUGCCUUGACAACGUCAGCUUCUCAAGUUCCUCCCCCACCACCUCCUCCUCCCUUACCUGAUAUGGGGCCUCCUCCCCCUCCCCCCUUACCAGGUUUGGGAGCUCCACCCCCUCCCCCCCCUCCCCCUCCCUUACCUGGUAUGCCAGCACCACCCCCUCCCCCUCCCCUACCUGGUAUGCCAAGCCCUCCCCCUCCCCCUCCCUUACCUGGUAUGGGAGCUCCGCCCCCUCCCCCUCCCUUACCUGGUAUGGGAGCUCCGCCCCCUCCCCCUCCCUUACCUGGUAUGGGAGCCCCCCCUCCUCCUCCUCCGGGUGACAUCAUUGUGGCCCAGGCAUUUCAGGGCCUGGGCAGGUCAUAUUACAGUCCCAGCCCCCUAACAAAACCCGCCCCCUGCCCCACCCUCCGUAUGAAGAAACUGAACUGGCAGAAACUCCCCUCCAGAGUGGUGACAGCUCAUCAGUCCUUGUGGACAUCGACAUCUUCAGAUUCGGUUGAACCGGAUUACUGCAGCAUCGAACAGCUCUUCAGUCUUCCUCCAACUGAAACCAAAACCAGAACCAAAGCCAAGGCCGAGCCCAAAGAGAUUUCCUUCAUUGAUGCCAAGAAAAGCCUCAACGUCAACAUCUUCCUCAAGCAGUUCAAAUGUUCCCAUGAGGACUUUGUGUCUCUGAUCCAGAGAGGAGACAGGUCCAAGUUUGAUGUUGAGGUCCUGAAACAGUUGAUCAAACUGCUGCCAGAGAAACACGAGAUAGAGAAUCUGAAGUCUCACCAGGCAGACAGGGACAAGUUGGCAUCAGUGGACCAGUUUUACCUGCAGCUGCUGGACGUCCCCAGUUAUUCUCUGAGGAUAGAGUGUAUGUUGCUGUGUGAGGAGAGCACCUGUGUGUUGGAGACUCUGAAGCCCAAAACUGAACUGCUGGACCGAGCCUGCCAGAGUGUGAGGGAGAGCACUCGGCUGCCCAGCUUCUGUAAACUCAUCCUGAGUGUUGGAAACUUUCUCAACUAUGGGACUCACACGGGGAAUGCUGAGGGUUUUAAGAUCAGCACUCUACUCAAACUGACAGAAACUAAAGCCAACAAGUCCAGAAUCACCCUUCUGCACCACAUCCUGCAGGAGGUGGAGGAGAACCACCCCGACCUGCUGAACCUGCCGGAUGAUUUGGAGAUCUGUGAAAAGGCUGCUGGGUUUAAUGUGGAGUCGAUUCAGUCUGAAGCAAACACUCUGAUCAAGCAGCUUAGAAACGCGAAGACCAAACUUUCUUCUUCGUCUGAGGACCUGAAAGAGCAGUACCUCUCCACCAUACAGGAGAGCCUGCAGGCUUGUGAGCAGCUACAGGAGCUGUUGUCCUCGGUGGAGGACAGGAGGACAGAUCUGUCCAUCUACCUGUGUGAAGACAUUAGCAGCUUCUCCCUCGACAAACUCUUCAACACCAUCAAGACCUUCAGAGGACUGUUCCUCCGAGCCAUCAAGGAGAACGAGAGUCGCAGGGAGCAGGAGAAGAGGAGGAAGCGGCAGGAGGAGGAGAGGAAAAACAAAGGAGACACCAGCAACAAGAUCAUCAGGAAGGACGUGUCCAACCAGGACAGUGGCUGCAUCAUCGACAACCUGCUGGCUGAGAUCAGGAAGGGCUACAACCUGAAGAGGACCAGACCCCGAGCUGAGAGGGGCAGCGGAGUCCACGGUCAACCCGAGGUCAUACAGAAGUCAAUGGCUGAUCCUCGUGUUUCCAGCCAACCAGAGAGGCCUGCAGACCCUACAGAGACAGACCAGGUUCCCACAGAUCCACCAGCUGAAGCGAAAACAGAACCAGGGUCACCUGAGAUCCAAAACCUCCCUGAACCCUCUACCUCUACUGCUGCUGCUGACACUCAGGGGGGCCAGAGCCAGACCAGAGUCCAGGACUCUGAGGUGGACUCUGGUCCUGACCCAGAGACCAGAGUCAGAGAACAAGCGGGAAGGGAGGAGGUCCAGCUCGGACCAGAGGACCCAGCAACAGACGAAGAUGUAAACGUAGGAAAUGUGAACGAGCGGUCUGAGGAGAUCACACCGUUAGAGGCCAGAACGACCGAACACAACGAUGAUCCGGAUUCUGGGCCAAGCAAACCAGCAAAGUCCAGGACCAGUUCAGCAGGCGCAGACGUUCACAUUGGAUCCAAACUCUUUAAAACUGAGAGAGAAUGCGUUUUACACUGAGAUGGACUCGUCUCCACGGUGACAGGACUGAAGCAUGAAAAAUAAAAAGUGAUCAAACAAAAACAUGAACCGAUCAGAGAGAAAGAGAACAAACUGAAUGUUUUUAGAAAUCCGUUUUUUUCUUCUUUGUUUAAAGUUAAAGUCACUUUGACAGUUGAUUGGUUGUAAAUGACAGCGGUUUACCUGAGCGGACAGGUGAGGGGGUUCACUUACUGAUUAAAAAAAAAGUCAGAGUUUCAGUUUUUGUUUGAGAGAUAAAUCACUCCAACCAAAGAACAUUAUUAUUAUAAUAUUAUCAAAUAUUAUCAUCUGUAUCCUGCGCAUUUUCAUUCAGUUCUCAGCUUAUUCCAUUCAUCCUUCACACACUUUACCCGUAAACCUGCUGGUUUUCAUCCAGACUGAUCCGCAUCCUGGACCCACAGUUGUCGAUUUAUUUCAGGUUUUAGUUGUUAACCAAAGUUGCGUUUUUAUCUUUGCCUGGAGAACACAGGUAAAGACUCUGAUGAUACUCCAGAUCAUCAUCAUCAUCAUCAUCAUCAUCAUCAUCAUCAUCAUCAUCAUCAUCAAAGAUUAAUCAAUUGUCAGAAAAUCCAUCAGUUAUUUUGAAAAUGAAAUAAUUGUUGGUCAUUUUUCAAAAUAAAAAUAUUAAACCUUCCCCUUCCCAGAUUUUAAAA